AUGGCGAUUAGCUCGAAGUUUGAAACGACAUCCACAACCAAUACACAGACUGCCGCGUACAAUGAAAAAGGCGGCAUUACAAGCCAACUUUGUACCUGGGUAGGAGAUUUGACCUUGGAUGACGUGCCCGAGGCCGUACGCACCCGAGCCAAGUAUAUCUUUCUGGAUGGGAUCGCCUGCGCCUUAGUUGGAGCCAAGGUGCCUUGGUCCGCCAAGGCCUUCGAGGCUUUUUCUAGUUUCGAAGAUCCUGGAAGACAUGUGGUAAUUGGGUAUGAAGAGCGACUAGGAGCGACUGCGGCGGCUACUUUGAACGGCUCAUGGAUCCAAGCCUGUGAGGUCGACGACUAUCACAGUGUCGCUCCUUUGCAUUCGCAAGCUGUGGUUAUACCGCCGUUGUUCGCCGCCGCCAUAAGCGCCAAGUACCACCCCCUGGCUCCGCAAGUGCCUGGAGGAAAGGAACUGCUCUUAGCCACCAUUGUCGGCUUCGAAGUCGGACCACGUGUGGGUAUGGCACUCCAUGGAACAGAGGUGCUAGCAAGGGGAUGGCAUUGUGGCUCAGUCUUCGGAGGUCCUGCAGCCGCCGCAAGCUCCUCCAAGCUCCUGGGUCUGUCCGCUGACCAGACCGAGGACGCGAUCGGAGUUGCGUGCACCCAAGCGAGUGGGCUGAUGGCCGCUCAAUAUGACGGGAUGGUCAAGCGAAUGCAUCACGGAUUCGCUGCCCGCAAUGGACUUCUGGGCACUAUGUUGGCUUGGAACGGGUAUCAGGGAAUCAAGAAGGUAUUUGAGCGGCCGUAUGGAGGGUUCCUCGCCAUGUUCGGGGUGGGAUCAAAGCACACCCCAAAUACCCUUCCCGAAGAGAUCACCAAAGAUUUGGGCCAAUUUUGGCAUACAGCCGAAUGGAUUCGCCUCAAGCUGCAUGCCUGCUGUGGGGGUAUUCAUGGCACUAUCGAGUGCCUUGCAGAGAUGCAAGCCCUGUAUCCCAAUCGCCUCCGGGGUGUGGAAAGCCUUGCGCAGAUCAAAGAUAUCCACAUUCAACUCGGUGAUGCCGUCUACCAUCACUGUGGAUGGGCCCCCGAAGAGCGGCCCUUGAGUGCUACCGGGGGGCAGAUGAAUACGGCAUUUGUGGCGGCCUCCCAGCUCGUCGACGAACAAGUGCUUUUGGAGCAAUUUGCGACUCCUAAAUUAAACCGAGACGAGAUCUGGAAUCUGAUUUAUAAAACGCAUUGUACUCAUACACCAACUCUUGACAAACCCAACAUUGGCUGUGGUUCGAUCAUCAAGAUCACUUUUCAGGACGACACGCAGAUCGAGCAUACCCUGCUGCAGCCCAAAGGAGUCGAUGAGCCCAUUACCAACGACGAGAUCCUCGAAAAGUUCCGUCGCUUGACGGGCAAUCUAAUCAGUGCCGACCGACAAGCGAGAAUUGAGGCUUUGGUCCUGGGUAUGGAGGAUCUGACCGACAUAGAGGACCUGAUUGAUUUACUGAGUGUUGAAGUACCUAACUCGUUGCAAUAG
Molecule: messenger RNA, 1515 nt
Organism: Penicillium canescens
Lineage: Eukaryota; Fungi; Ascomycota; Eurotiomycetes; Eurotiales; Aspergillaceae
Product: MmgE/PrpD family protein
Exons: 2
Coding region: 1-1515 (504 amino acids)
Molecular function (GO): lyase activity
Source: RefSeq, a predicted model, not a curated record